This is a messenger RNA of Clarias gariepinus (North African catfish), 5022 nucleotides long. RefSeq names its product protein phosphatase 3, catalytic subunit, gamma isozyme, b (gene ppp3ccb). Bases 502 to 2010 code for a protein of 502 amino acids. The transcript is spliced from 14 exons. Gene Ontology annotation, molecular function: calmodulin binding; calmodulin-dependent protein phosphatase activity. Gene Ontology annotation, biological process: calcineurin-mediated signaling. NCBI's taxonomy places the organism in Eukaryota, Metazoa, Chordata, Actinopteri, Siluriformes, Clariidae. Gene Ontology annotation, cellular component: calcineurin complex; cytoplasm. The record is from RefSeq and is a predicted model, not a curated record.
UCCGAGAGAAAAGAGGGGAGAGUCAAGACGGCUCAACAGAUCACUGCUGAAAACGGAGGAAGCAAACAGGUCGGCAACUAGAUGCGAUAAAGCGAAUAAAAACGAAAAUUUAAACUUCUUUUUUGGAUAAUAGUCAUAGCGUGGAGAGAAACUGGAAAUUUAAAUAGCACUCAUAUUUUUUUUUCCUGUAUCGCAUUUCCUGGCUCUGCUGAUUUCCAUCCUCCGGCAGAAAUUGACAGCAGCUGGGGUCGCUCCUACAGCCAAGGACACAAAAUUUAGCAUUUUGCUCCCCUGCCUCCCCUUUCCCCAGAGUAUAUGUGACUGUACUCGUUAGAAAGGAUUUUUCUUUUAGACCGGCUCUCCUUGCUUUACACAGGAGCAGCCAUUUACUUUUUCUGUUAGCCGAGACGUAGCUAGCCUGCUAGCUAACUCUAUUAGCUAGGUGGUUAGCUACGCGUAGGAAUUAACAUCUGGUUUCGGCGAGAGAAGACACUUCGGAAGAUGUCGACCAAGGAGCAGAACAAACUCUCCACCACUGAGCGGCCCAUUAAAGCCGUGCCGUAUCCCCCGACGACGCGUCUCACCUUGAAGGAGCUCUACGAGGAUGGUCGGCCCAAGGUGGAGCUGCUUAAGGCUCACCUGCUGAAGGAAGGACGGCUGGAGGAGGAUGCGGCGCUGCGCAUCAUCAAUGACGGGGCCACCAUCCUGCGCCAUGAGAAGUGCAUGCUGGAGGUGGAGGCGCCUAUUACAGUGUGUGGAGACGUUCAUGGACAGUUCUUUGACCUGAUGAAGUUGUUCGAGGUCGGUGGUUCUCCCAACAACACACGCUACCUAUUCCUGGGAGAUUACGUGGAUCGAGGUUACUUUAGCAUCGAGUGUGUGCUGUAUCUGUGGGCUCUGAAGAUCAACCACCCCACCACACUCUUUCUCCUCCGAGGAAACCAUGAGUGCCGGCACCUCACAGAGUACUUUACCUUCAAACAAGAGUGCAAGAUAAAGUAUUCGGAGCGCGUUUAUGACGCGUGCAUGGAGGCGUUUGACUGUUUGCCUCUGGCCGCACUGUUGAAUCAGCAGUUCCUGUGUGUGCACGGCGGCCUGUCGCCUGAAAUCAGCUGCCUUGAUGACAUUCGCAAGUUAGACCGGUUUAAGGAGCCUCCAGCGUUCGGGCCGAUGUGUGACCUGCUUUGGUCAGACCCUGGUGAGGAUUACGGCAGUGAAAAAACACAGGAGCACUUCUGUCACAACAGUGUGAGAGGCUGCUCUUAUUUCUACAGUUAUCCUGCUGUGUGUGAUUUCCUGAUGAACAAUAACUUGUUGUCGAUUAUCCGAGCACACGAAGCCCAGGAUGCAGGGUACCGAAUGUACAGAAAAAGCCAGACGACAGGUUUUCCAUCGUUAAUCACUAUCUUCUCAGCACCGAACUACUUAGAUGUUUAUAAUAAUAAAGCUGCUGUGUUGAAGUAUGAGAAUAACGUCAUGAAUAUCCGUCAGUUUAACUGCUCUCCUCAUCCGUACUGGCUGCCGAACUUCAUGGACGUUUUUACGUGGUCUUUGCCUUUUGUCGGAGAGAAAGUGACAGAGAUGCUGGUGAACGUGUUGAACAUUUGCUCUGAUGAUGAGCUCAUGUCAGAAGGAGACGACACCUGUGAAGGUGGUGCACCGGCUGUCCGUAAGGAGGUGAUCAGGAAUAAGAUUCGUGCUAUAGGCAAAAUGGCACGAGUUUUCUCCAUACUUAGGGAGGAGAAUGAGAGUGUGUUACAGCUGAAGGGUUUGACUCCCACUGGGACGCUGCCACUCGGGGUGCUUUCUGGAGGAAGGCAGACACUGCAGAGCGCCACCGUAGAAGCAGCCGAGGCCCGAGCUAUUCAAGGCUUCAACCCUCAGCACAAGAUCCAGAGUUUCGAAGAGGCACGCGGUUUGGAUCGGAUAAACGAAAGAAUGCCUCCGCGAAAGGACUCGACAGCCAACUCCAUCAACACCGACAAGAACGGCACCAACGCACAGGCGUAGUCACUCUCCGCCCUAUCCAUGUCGUCCCCCUCCUCUCUCUCUCUCUCUCGCUCUCUAUCUCCAUUUCUGUCUGUUCUGCUCAUCUUAAAUUUAUUUCUGGACCGUUUUGUGAGAGAACGGGCACCAACACACCGGCGUAAUUCCACUCCAUGUAAAAAAAAACAAAAAAAAAAAACACUCUUCUCUUUUUCUCCAUCGACUUCUCUCCCUCCAUCAAAUUUCGCCUGGAAAAAAAAUGGCACAACAUCAUGAAAAAAAAACAACCUUUUUUAUUAAUUUAUUGAUAUGUGGUAAAUUAAGUACAUCAUGUUGGGAAAAAUAUAAAUAAAUAAAUUACAAUGAGUAUUCAAAGAGUAUAAAACAGUAUACAUGAAUAUAUACUUAUUAUAUAUAAAUAGCCUUGGAUUGGUUUCAUCAGUCAAACUCCAUUUUGUAAUUUUUAGUUCCUGGUUAAUUUAGCCUUUGUUAUUAUUAUUUUAUUUUUUCUUUCAGCCAAGAUUUGUAGUUUAGCAAAAAUGAAUAUAUAUUGCGCAUGCUUGGCAAAUUAGCACUGGAUUAAGGUGCAGAUCUUUGUAAGUUGCCAAGAUAAAUAUGAAGUCCUGAGUUAGGGAUAUAAAAAAAAGCUUUCAUUUGUGAAAUGCUUCCAUGUAUUUAAAAAAAAAAAAAAAAAAAAAAAAGCCAAUGAUGGAGUGCAUGACUAAAGUGUUCACAUGUUGACUUGUAGGUUUGCACAUUUUAAAGUGAUCCUACACUUGAAUGUUUGGAUAUUAUCAUUAUUAUUAUUAUUAUUAUUAUUAUAGUACUUUACAGCCCAAUUUGGACAAAGCAAAAUAACACAAUCAUAGAAUCUUAAUGAAUGGAAAGCAGUGAGUGUGUGUAAGUGUUUCUCUCAUCACAUGCCACUCAAACUGGCAUCUCUGUAGAUGUUUGCUGAUGUUGAUUAGACAAGACAUGAUAUGAUGCAGCAAUGAUUUCUUAUUCUGGACUUUAAAGUGUCACAUUAUUUUUGUGAGCAAAAAAGAAAGUAAAAAGAAAAAUCACAGUUCACACGUGAUGAGUGAAGAACGGCAUGAUUGCAGUAAAUACUUAACCCGAGCAGCUCAACGUUCUAAGAAAAGAAAAAAAAAAAGAAACAAAAAAUACAUGGGUGUACUUAUGUUCACCUUGUGGCAGUAGGUGGAAGUGUCAAGCGUACACUUUUUAUACCUUUAGCAUUUAUAUCGUACCAUAAAAGGUGCAUGUGUAGCUUUAAAUCUUUACUGAAAAAGGUGAUUACCGUUCAAAGAUUUGUACUAAAGGUAUGAAAGUUAAGGCAGCAAAGAAUGCUAAAGUUUAGUACCAAUUUUUAAGACUGUACAUCUAAAUGUGAUGUAUUUCUAAAUAUCAUAUUGCAUCAUAUAAAUGAUCCUAUGUCUACUGCACAAUGCAGAGGUGUUUCGUUAGAACAGAUUAUUAAUUUAGUCACAAAUUAUUUUUUUGGGGGGGGGGGGAAGAUUUCUGGAUAAGGAUUUGGAGUAAAAAGGGAUGGAAGUGAGUAUUCUAAAAACAAAUAAAUAUAAUAAAUGUUUUAAAAAAAAUAGCAUGCAUGCCUUACAUUCAGCAAAUUUCCCAUAAUGCCAUGUUCUUCCUGCCUUUGUCUUUUUCUUUCUUAAAAAACAACUAAAUGGUAUCCUUUAUUAUUAUUAUUAUGAAUGCAAAGCCAGUUUCACCCCAAUGAUACUUUAGGACUUGUAUGUACUUGUUUUUUUUUUGUUUUGUUUUUUUUUUUUUUUUUCUUUCUUUCUUUUAAAAAUUCUGUUUAGUUUGCCGUCAUGUUUUUUUCUUCUUUUUUUGUAGUAAUAACUAUGACAUCAGGGACCAAUUCUUUCAUUGAAGGUCUGAUCAACUUAAUAUUAUUAAUAUAUUUUUUUUAUUGACACUUCAUAGUUGUCUCUCCUUUAAAGUCUCAAUAAUGGGUUUAUUUUAUUUAUUUGCUUUCUCCAUUCUGAGCUCCAUGACAUGCGACUAUAGUAACUUUACUCCCCCUGCAUUAGGACUUCUGACAGCGACUGAUUUAUGCAUUUUAAGGAUUUAGAAUUAUAAGGCAUUGUGAGGGUGAUGACGAAAAAAAAAAAAAAAAAAAGAGGGUGAUGACGAUGUUGGGAGGAAAGUCUGUGUCAGAGUUACGGUGAAGGAAGAUCCAAAGCAAAGCUGUUACAGCUGUAAACUACAGAUUAGAGAUUAACUUAUCUGAUUAAGUUAGUGCUAAUAAAGUUUAUGAAGCGAUUAAGAGUUGCUCAAUUCCAUGAACGUCAUAGAGGUAUCUCUUGUGUUCAAGAUAAAUCUGUUGGAUAUAAUCAGUCUGCUUAAAUGGCUGAAAGAUUUUCACAGAUUAAACUUUAAACAUGUUCAGAAGGAAUUGCAUCAUCCAAAAUCUGAUAUCAGUUCUAUUAUAGAAGCCACAGAGCUGUGCAUUGUGGGAAGUGCUGCAGCACCAAGUCAUUGACAAGAAAUAGAAAGAUUUUUUUUGUUCUUUUAUUAUUAUUUUUCUAUCUUUCCCUCCUUUUUUCAUUCAUAUGCUUGCUGAUUGUGUUGUCCCUGUUCUCCACAAAAUGGAUCCGCAGAAUCCAAAGGCUUUUUGUUGUUUAUUUUGUUAUUUUCUGUUAUUUUAUUUCUUCCCCUCCUUAUCUGAUGUAAAGGGGAACUGUGGUGUGGUGUGUUUUUGACCGUAUUUAGGGCUUUUUUUUUGCAUUUUGCAUUAUUAAGGAGUUGAAUGGAGAUGUGCUCCAGCUCAGGAGGGCUUCAUUUCUGACUUCUGUUAUGGAUUCCAAACAUAUCUUACAGAAUGUACAGAAGAUUGAUAUCUAUUAGGAUUUUUAUUUCUUAAUAGCUGAUAAAAGAUUUUUUUUGUCAAGUACUUGUAUUGCGAGGCCUCAACAAAUCUUGAUUUAUGUAGAUGUAUCACACCAUUAAAAGAUAAAAAGGACAAAAAGAACUAUAAAAACAAAUAUAUAAAAAGUUGGGGAAAAGAAA